Molecule: messenger RNA, 372 nt
Organism: Clonostachys rhizophaga
Lineage: Eukaryota; Fungi; Ascomycota; Sordariomycetes; Hypocreales; Bionectriaceae
Source: the annotation of a GenBank genome assembly
CAGCUUCUGGGCAACAAGCACAACUACGCGACCGAGUCAAAAUGUGAGAUCUUCGAAAUCUACUAUGAUGAAGAAUCAUACCCUGUUGGAAACUGGACUCGGUUGGGCCCCUAUGAAGUUUCCGCCCACUUCAAGAAGAAACUAUCCACGCCCCCCGAGAAUCUCAAAAUGAGAGCGAUUUUCUGUGACCUGCAGACAGUUCCCAAUGCUGCUUUCGGCUUCAGGCUCAACAUGACAAGACAGGACGCCCUCUGCAUGCUAGGUGCACUGCAGGUUUGUCCUCAAUUUUGCCCCUCUCUGUUUGGAGAGCCUGACUACUGGGCACCGGCCGUAAUCCGGUCACGAGAGAAGAGCGGCAAGGUAUAUCGGGCA